This is a messenger RNA of Arvicanthis niloticus (Nile rat), 8890 nucleotides long. It is a transcript of the gene Kcna3, whose product is annotated as potassium voltage-gated channel subfamily A member 3. The record is from RefSeq and is a predicted model, not a curated record. Gene Ontology annotation, cellular component: voltage-gated potassium channel complex; membrane; axon. Gene Ontology annotation, biological process: action potential; potassium ion transmembrane transport; protein homooligomerization. NCBI's taxonomy places the organism in Eukaryota, Metazoa, Chordata, Mammalia, Rodentia, Muridae. Gene Ontology annotation, molecular function: protein binding; delayed rectifier potassium channel activity.
CCCAGACAGAGCCUCGCGGCAGCCGCAGCAACAGGCGGCGGGGCCGGGCUCGUGGGGCAGAGGCGGCGGUGGGGCGGGGAGCUCCAGGAGGAGCGACUCGGGGCCGGCCGCCGUCAGCAGGGAAGGAGAGCACCGCCGCCUCCUGCGCUCGACCGCCGCAGCCCUCCACCCGCCACCGCGCCCACCCUGCGCUGGACCCCGCGGGUGGCGGCGCGCGCAUCCUGCAGAGCCCCGGCCACGCCGAGCUGCCGCCAGACAUGACCGUGGUGCCCGGGGACCACCUGCUGGAGCCAGAGGUGGCGGGAGGCGGCGGCGGGGACCCGCCUCAGGGAGGCUGUGGCGGUGGCGGUGGCGGAGGCUGCGACCGCUACGAGCCACUGCCGCCCGCGCUGCCCGCAGCGGGCGAGCAGGAUUGCUGCGGGGAGCGUGUGGUCAUCAACAUCUCCGGGCUGCGCUUCGAAACGCAGCUCAAGACCCUCUGCCAGUUCCCCGAGACUCUGCUGGGCGACCCCAAGCGGCGCAUGCGGUACUUCGACCCUCUCCGCAAUGAGUACUUCUUCGACCGCAACCGACCCAGCUUCGACGCCAUCCUCUACUACUACCAGUCCGGGGGCCGCAUUCGCCGGCCUGUCAACGUGCCCAUCGACAUCUUCUCCGAGGAGAUCCGCUUCUACCAGCUGGGUGAGGAGGCCAUGGAAAAGUUCCGUGAGGAUGAGGGUUUCCUGCGGGAGGAAGAGCGACCCCUGCCCCGCCGUGACUUCCAGCGCCAGGUGUGGCUGCUCUUUGAAUACCCCGAGAGCUCAGGGCCGGCCCGGGGCAUUGCCAUCGUGUCAGUGCUGGUCAUUCUUAUCUCCAUUGUCAUCUUCUGCUUGGAGACGCUACCCGAGUUUCGCGAUGAGAAAGACUAUCCCGCCUCCCCGUCGCAGGACGUGUUUGAGGCUGCCAACAACAGCACGUCGGGGGCCCCCUCUGGAGCCUCCAGCUUCUCAGACCCCUUCUUCGUGGUGGAGACCCUGUGCAUCAUCUGGUUCUCCUUUGAGCUGCUGGUGCGGUUCUUUGCUUGCCCCAGUAAAGCCACCUUCUCCAGAAACAUCAUGAACCUAAUAGACAUUGUGGCCAUCAUCCCUUAUUUUAUCACUCUGGGCACUGAACUAGCUGAGCGUCAGGGUAAUGGGCAGCAGGCCAUGUCCCUGGCCAUCCUAAGAGUCAUCCGCCUAGUAAGGGUCUUCCGCAUCUUCAAGCUCUCCCGCCAUUCUAAGGGGCUGCAGAUCCUGGGGCAGACACUGAAGGCUUCCAUGCGGGAACUGGGGCUGCUCAUCUUCUUCCUCUUCAUUGGAGUCAUCCUUUUCUCCAGUGCCGUCUACUUUGCUGAGGCAGAUGACCCUUCUUCGGGUUUUAACAGUAUCCCUGAUGCCUUCUGGUGGGCAGUGGUAACCAUGACAACUGUCGGUUAUGGUGAUAUGCACCCAGUGACCAUAGGAGGCAAGAUUGUGGGCUCGCUUUGUGCCAUCGCAGGUGUCUUGACCAUUGCAUUGCCGGUUCCUGUGAUUGUUUCCAACUUCAACUACUUCUACCACCGGGAGACAGAAGGGGAAGAGCAAGCCCAGUACAUGCACGUGGGAAGUUGUCAGCACCUCUCCUCUUCGGCCGAGGAGCUCCGAAAAGCCCGGAGUAACUCCACUCUGAGUAAGUCGGAGUAUAUGGUGAUCGAAGAGGGGGGUAUAAACCAUAGCGCCUUCCCGCAGACCCCCUUCAAAACGGGCAACUCUACUGCCACUUGCACCACGAACAAUAAUCCCAACUCCUGUGUCAACAUCAAAAAGAUAUUCACUGAUGUCUAAUAUAUGAUACGAUUGCCAUCCUGUGCCCAGUAUUGUGUGGACCAUACCCCCUUGGUCUGUGUAUGCCCUUGAUUUAUACAUUUCCAGACCAUUCAUCAACGAAGGUACAUGAAGAAGUGGAAAAGCACACUUCACUCUCCCUGUCCCCAUUGCUUCAUACUGAAACAGGUGCCUGUUUUUGCACGUGGGCUGCAUUCUCUCAGCUCUUUUUUUCUCUCUCCUUGUCUCUUAAUUUUUUGACCAACAAACUUAAGCUUGGUUUCUUGUGCAAGCUCUAAAGCUACAUCCUGAGAGGAAAUGAAACUGGAGUCAGAGUAACUGUUUAACCUCAAAAUCAAAAGAGAGUUGUUUCUUUACUAAGUAAAGGAGGCGGAACUUAAAUGAAGCUCCUGUUUGGUGGACUUUUCAAUAUUGUUUCCUGACUAGUUAGUGUAACGACCUAACCUGGAUAUGUGGGUGGAAAGUCUAACGAGAGCGUUGACAUGUAAGCCCACUAUAAAUUUAUUUUGUUUUUGACUGGUCUUUCAGUUUGAAUCUCUCCUCUAAGAAUUUCAGCUUCACAAUAACUUGGAACCAAAAGGGAAUUGGCCCAGGUGUUCUGAUCUGACUAUUAACUCUUCGAAGUUACAAAGCAUUUUGAAAACAUUAAACACAGAUCCCAAUGGAGUUGUGAGUGCAUGCCCCAGCCAAUAUCUACGAAAGCCUGGAAACUCAUUUUCAGUGCUGCCGGGAGAAACAACAGAAAUUCCUGUUGCAUCUGAGAGAUAAGCUUCUGCAGUAUCACAGGAAGAUUAAAGUGGCAGACACCCCUUCCAGCGGAAGUUACUAAUUCGGACCUGACUGAUGCAGUUCCCAUAGCAACCCGUGUUUCCUGGGAAACCCGAAAAAGGUUGUCAUGGCAUCUUUUGCUCUCUAGCCCCACCCCCACCCCAGGCCCUGCCGUUUCUACAGUAACCUUUCCAGAUGGUUCCUACUUACAUGAUUUCAUAAGAAAAAAACACUAUUUAAAUAAACCGCACAAAUUAAGUGUAAGACUAUAUAGAGGUGAAAUUAAUCACAAAAAUGCUUUUUUACAUUUUAUACAAAUCACUGAUGUUAUUCCAUAAUGACUGGAUCAAAAAGGAAAAUGUCAUCUUUGGAAUGUUACACGUAAAGGCAUGAUCUGAAUUAAAUGUUAGUCGUUUGGUAACAAUUUUUAAAGAUGCUUCUGUACAGCUCUUUCACUAAAGAAUGACAAGCCAACAGAUGGAAAGAAAAUAGCAAUAUGAACAUGGUCUGUACAUAAGCAAGUGAGAGUCAGUGUACCCGAAGUCUACUACAAGAUACCUUCAGAUUUCCUCAAUUAAAAAGAAAAACAUCCAGAUCCCACAAAAGGACUGUCACCACCACAGGACUGGAAAAGCAAAAUCAAUCUCAGAUAUAUGGGGGAUGCACAAUUUAAUGAGUGGAUUACAGUCAAUGAAAAGGAGGAUCAGGAAAUAAUCGGACUUGAAAGAACACCUGCAAAUUUCAGCCACAUGCUGAGAGCUGCCAGCAGACAGACAGAAUCAGGUCCCUCAAGAGCCCCACAUAAGGACUGCAGCGUGACCCUGACCAGAGGAUGCUCAGUUUCCGGCUGCUUGGAUGAGAGUGCAGGGCAGUUACAUACUUCCAGCUCAGUUAACAUUCAAAGAUACAUCUCCAACCGAUGCUUCACAUGAAGGGAAGAGCUCAAAGAUGCAGGGUACUCUUCAUGUUAUGAGUGAUACAAAUGAAAUUGAGCAGAAGAUAAAGAGGAACAUUAAAAAUUAAAAGAAUAUAAAAAUGUUAAGGUAUCAUGUCAACCUAUCGCUAUUCUGGUAGUGUCAAAUCGUCCAAAAACAAUAAUCAGUGUCAGAAAUAAAGAUAGCCUAGUGUGUGUUUCUAGCAAGCCAAUUGUUAUAUUAUUUUUUCAUUUACAUACUAAACUGUAUUUAAUUGUGGACUAUGUUUCUAUAGUCUAUGUUCUGGAUUAUAUUUAACUUUAUCUGUGAGGGUGUGAUUAUACCAAAGGCUUCCAUUGGUAGAUUAGCCCAUUCACACAAAUAAGUGAAGUCAACACUGUGCCCAGAUGAAUGGUAUUAAAAAUAGACUUGCCUAAAAGAAAUGUGCCUUGCUUGAUGAAACAUUCGUUUAUUUUUUAAUUCAAAAUGAUAGAUUUACAAAUUAGAUUUUAGGUAGGUUUUAGUUGACCUUAAUUUUACAAGAAUAUAUUAGUACUUAUUCUAUGUUUAAGUUGUCUGUGUUACCUAAAUUUUAAUAUUUAGUUAUAUCUACACAGUUCCUAUAUAUUAAAUUCUAUUUUAUUUUAACAGGAUGUUUGGUAUGGUGAGACAAAGUACAUUCUUAAAGAUAUAUAAUAUCUCAUUUGAUGUUUAUAACUUUUCCUUCAAAAUUAUAUGUAUAAAAGAUUCUUUGACUCAUUUUCUAUUUUUAUAUUCUUUUAGAAAUGGAACUCUUUUUCGAUGUAAAAAAAAAAAACGGCAAAUUUUUAAUUGGAAAAGAGACUUGGGAAGUCAUGAAGAUGGCUUCCCAUUUGGGAACAUUUAACUUUUGUGCCAUUAUUGUAUUUACUGUGACAUCUCAGCAGAAUGGUAGCUAUUUGUAUGUUAUUUCAUAAGCCUUAUGGAAAGUCAAACUGUGAACAUUUAAUAUUUACACUACUUUACUCAUUUCCAUAGUUUAUUAUUGAAAUAUUCCUGAAUAAGUGGAUGAAGAGUAAUGAGUACUUUUAGAAGCUUAACUACUAUAAAAAAAUAUGGCAGUCUCAAGGCUAGGAUUAUAAGUUUUAUAAUGACCUACAAAAAAAAACAAUGUUGAAUUUCAUUAUCUACAAGACUCUAAACACCCAUUCAUACAGUAACUCACAAAUAGGCAGAAAUACAAUCCAGGUAACUUUCUUUGAGGCAAUGUCUAAAAUAAUUUUUAAUAAUUUCCUGGUGAUUUCUUCAUGCUCAAAACUUCAGGCCGUAUCACUGUACUUUUAGUGAAGAUAAUUGGAUAGCACCUAUCUUUGAUUUGAGUGGCAUGAGCCUCCAAUCUAGAUAGAUUAAGUGAUUAAUCCCUUAAAGUGAGGAGACAACCACAACCUUGUUUUUGUUAGUAUUCACAGUGUAGUAGAGAUACUAGCAUGGGGAAUAGUCAGCCCUUUGCAAUCACCCGACUCCUCAUAACUAAUGGUCAUAGCCUGGUUGGCAAGAAAGCAAUCCUGGUAGAUGGAAAAAAACAGGGGUUCUUAAACUUUCAGAUGUUUUUUUUUGUAAGGAUCAGUAGGUGUUGCAAAGUUAUGCAAGAACUACCUUCACACAAUGACACAACUUUAAGCAAUGUCAUAUAUGUAAUAGUAGAUCUGUUUUAUUAUUAUAGGCUACAGUUUCAAAUAAAGACAAAACCUGGACUUUUACCCACAUACACCAAAGAAAAGCACAGACCAGUAUCAGAUACAUAACAUACCAAAACAUUUACACAAGGAGUAUUAAAAAAAAAAUAGCAUGGACUUAGGUUACAGGAUCCUGGCAUUCUUACCCACUGCCUACCUCUAGGACCCCAGAUAAGUCAUUACUAUUGCUAGGCUUUAGUUUCUUGGAUUUCAGAGUGUGUGCACCAGGUUCAGCAAACUCAAAAGCCCUUUCCAGUUACCAAAUCCUAUUAUACACAUUUCUUUUAAAAUGCUUUGAAGAAUACUUACAUAGGAAUUUUUGAUACAUUUCUAAAGAAUAAAUUGAAAUGAGAUUUAAGCCUUGAAAGUGUAUGAAUAUGUACUAUUCUUCAAAUUGUGAGAAGAGGAAAUAGGAUUCCUUCUCCUCUAAGAUUUUUGACUCAGCUCUAAUAGGAUCAUGAAGGAAAAAAAAAAAAAAAAAAAAAAAAAAACCGAAGCUGAGGAUCUGUCUGCAGAAGGGAAACGGAUUAGUUAAAUAGCUAACAAGGUGGGGCAGAUAUUGGUGACAUUAAUUGGAUGUUAAGGUGAUUUGCAAAAGUGUGCAUCAAAUGCUGAAAUGGUUCCAGAACUUUAUUACACAUCAUGAGACUAAAAGUAGGAAAGGGUGGGAAACACCAGAGAAUGGAAGUGUUUGCCUUAUGGUCUCUUUAUUCUUUUUACACAUGGGAACAUAGGCAGCACUGGAUCCGCCAAUCAUCCGUUUGUCUCGGGAAAGUCCCCUUAACUUCGCAGAACUCCCAUUUCUUAAUCUUUAAAGGGAACAGUUUAAAUUAGAAUUUGAUAGUCUGUAUCUUUAUUUUCAUAUUUUAAUAUUUUGUGGCAUUUCAGAUUCUUAAAAUACAGCCAUCCAGACAUAUAUGUGUUGAUCCGCCCAUCAGUCACGAGGGUACCAUAUAGUUCAAAAGUAACUGAAUCGAUUACAAACUCAAACAUUUAUUUUUUUAAUACUGAUAUUUGACCUCAACAAGAUCUAAAAUACUUCAACCUCAUUUUCAUUUCGAUAUGGACGAAUUAUUAAAAUUAGUCAUUUUAUCUGUUAAUGCUGAGUUCUUUCAACAAAUAAAUGUCUUCUCAAGUUACUCUGCACAACUUUUUGUAAUUUAAUAAUCAUAUUGUGCGUACCAAUGAACUAUAGCUGACUGUUAGGGUACAAUUCUGUCACACUUGAAAGUUAAUGCCCUUUUAGUCACAGAAGCUGUAACCAUAAUACAAAAGAAUAUUCAUAAGAUUUUGUGAAUUUUUUAAUACAAAAGAGGCCUGAUAGAGCCGUAUUGUAAUUGUCUUGCUCAGGAGUGAGAAAACAAUUCAGGGAUAACCCAAACACUUCUGUUUGGCAUUAGUGGACAAAUGGAGAAAGAAGGGUUGUAUGUUUUGCACAACAAGGAUAACAGGUGACAAUACCCAUGAAAAUGGAAGUAUUUUUGGUGGCUCGUUUUAAUAUAGGAAGAGAUAGAAGAAUGCCAGAAUUCAGACACUAGAAAAAGUAUUAAAGUGGUAGCAGUCCAUUGAAUAACACAGAAAUAUUUUGUCAUACUGAGAUUAUUUGUCCAGAAAGUUAGUCUCAUAUCCCUUCCAUUCAGAAAAGGGGCCAAGUUUCAAAAUGCCUCUGUCAUAAUAAGGAAAUGUAUAUUUUGACUAGUGAAGCAAUUAGCUAAAGCAUUUAACCUGAUAUUUUAGUUCUGUGAAUCUGAAUUUUCAUCUUAGGUAUAACUUAGUCUCUUGCAUAUGUGAUAGUGUCUGUGAUCAUGAGAAAUUGUUUCAUCAAUGUUUUUUCAAGUUAAAAAAUGUGCUAAGUGGUGGAUUCCAGCAUACUGCAUUAAUACUGUAUCUGACGACCAUCUAUGAACUAACCACACUAAACAACCCAUAGUGUUUCUCUUCUGGUAAAUUGUUUCUAUGGUGUGAUCGUUUCAUGCUAGGGGGUGGGGGUGGGGGAGGUUAAGUAUUUAGUUUACUUAAAAUGUCAAAGUGUUUUUUAAAUGCCAUACAGUUGUGUAACAAUAAACCAAAUAGAAAAUCCUCUUUUUUCAACUGUGAGAGAACUGUGUAGACUACUUUGGGGACUACCCCAUAAAUGCUGUCAUUUGUGUUUUUAAAAAGCUUAUAUAUUAUAUAUACACAUAUAUAUAUAUAUAUAUACACCAUACAAUAUAUACCACAUACAAAGGAAAGCAAACAGUGCAUGUAGUAUUUCUUGGAGUCUACAUGUGUUUAUUUACAUAGACUACUUAUACAUUGCAAAGAUCAUCAACAUAUUCUAUACAAUUUCUAAAACACUGUUCACAUGAUAACUAAUAUCAUCUAAAGUUAAGAUAUUGAAUAACCAAGGUUUUGAGGAAUCAAGUGACUUAUCUUAACUCAUGUGCCCAUAGUGGCUCUAAAUGUCACUCUCUUCACCCUUGUCACCCUGGCAUGUCGUGUGUACCCUGUCACUGUCAUUGUACUUCAGACUGAAACUUUAACAGAUGUGUUGAAAUUUUAAGGUUUUAGUGGAAAAGAGUCAUUGGGGUUAUGUUAGACCUUUUUAGAUAACUUCCAGACUGUAUCUACCUACAUGGAGUACCCAAAGGUACAUAUUAAGUCCCCCACACCCAAAUUGUACACCCCAUAUUCAUUUAAUGCCAUCAUGCUAAACAAAAAAAAAAAAAAGUUUCUUCAACUAUCUCUUUCACUUGCUUUUUAAAAAGCCUGUUGUAACAACUAGUUUCUGAACAGUCUUUUUAAAGCAACUAGAAAGCUUGCAGCCCUUCUGAUUCAGAGGGGGGGAAACUGGCCCCCACAGCAAUCUUUUUUUUAUAUGAGUGGGGGAAAGACAGAAAAGGGGGCUAGGAAAUGAGUGUAUUUUUUUAACUCUACAUUUCCAGUAACUAUAUGAAAAUACUGAAUGAUUAAGUCAUAGGUAGCACUAUUGUUAACAUUAGCCAGAGUUCAAAUCCUGAUAAGCUUUUCAAUAUUUAGUGAUGUACUUAAGGAUUUUCCCAGGUUAAAUUACAACCCAAUGACUUUCUCAGUUUGAAUAUGAAGAACGUUCGUGUUUUAAUCCAUGUCAGAUACUACAUUUUUUGUUCUCAAACAUCAGGUAGACACUAAUCUGCUUUCCCUUGUAAUUCAGCAAGAGUGUGUGAUGUGUUCUGUCCUCUGUAAUGCAUUGUUACUGUGAAUAUUUAAAAGGAACUUAUUAUACUGCUUAUUAUACUGGCAUUUAAUAUUUCCUGACUUUGACUUCAGUUUUCCUUAUCAAAUAGGUAAGUCAAGUAUUAUUUUGUAUAAAAAAUAAAGUAAUAAUUAUCCUUAAUAACAACAGGAUUCUAACCACGAUGUAAAAACCAAAAUGUGCAUUUUAUAUUUUUAUAAUCAUUUUCUUUUGCCAUUGGUUUAGAUCUACUUAGCACAUUGUAAUGUAAACUUAAAUUCUUAUACCAUGUUCUCUGCUUACUUUGAGGCCUUUUGUUGAGUGAAUACCAUGAGUUUGGAUGGUGUGAUGUUUUCUUACAGUCAACACAAGUCCAUUUGUCCUUGGGCUUGAAGUGUUUGUUGCAAAUGUUAUAAACAGAAUCCAAUAAAACACCUGGAAACAUCCUGUUGCAGUAAU